Theileria orientalis strain Shintoku is the source of this 3789-nucleotide messenger RNA. RefSeq lists its product as hypothetical. NCBI's taxonomy places the organism in Eukaryota, Apicomplexa, Aconoidasida, Piroplasmida, Theileriidae. The record is from RefSeq and is a predicted model, not a curated record. The transcript has 16 exons.
UUGGAUUCUUCAUUAGUUGAUAAAUCUUCCUCAACGGUUUUGAAGGCUUACCAGGUUCUUAGAACUAAGCCUAGAGGAUACGAUGAUGUGAAGUUUAUGUUGGAGCUCUCCAACAAAACACUGGCUAUUUUGUCGCUUCUUAAGUCCCAUGAGUUGGCGGAUAUCUGUGAAAUACUGGCUCUGCAUAAGUAUAGGAAUAUACUUUUGAUGCACGGAAUAUCGGAAUCAUUAUACUGGCUGUGUAAGCUGAAGAAGGUUAAACUGAGGGAACUGAGUAUAUUUUUAAAAGCGUGUUAUAUUUUGAGGUUGGACGGCAAAAAAUAUGUCAAAUUUAGGUACAUACCGAAUGUAAGAUAUUUGGACGCCUUCUUCAAAGAGAUUGAAGAUGUGCGUCACCUAAAGAGCGUGGGAGACCACUUGAGAUUUUUGCAAUUCUUGGUUCACUCGGAUCUCUGGAUAUCGGAAAAGUACGUUAAAAAGUAUCUACGGUUGUACGAGCACUGUGUGAAGCACAUGGGACUUAUGUCCUACAACCACCUGUCCACUUUUAGUCAGACGCAACUGGUAGUAGACGACUCGGACGAAGAUGUUUUUGACUUAAUCUGUCUGAAUUUCGAAAGGGAGUUGAGUGGUUCCGACAUGUCACACGUGAGGAUGCUUAACAAUUCGCUGCUGUGUUCGAAGAUCAGGGAUCUGCCGACGCCGUUUGCAAGAGUGUUAAAGUACUUUUUAAAUGAAUGCAGGGGUUCGAUAACACCAGAAUUCACGGUUGAGGCCUUAGCGCUUCUGUCCAAGUUCUACUACCGAGAUACAGAAUGUUUAAAUAAAAUAGGACUUUGUAUUUCUGGUAAUAUACACAAUUAUUCGUCCUCCCAGUUGGCAUCAUGUUUGAAUCACUUUGCGUCGCUUUCGUAUAAGCACAAGCCACUAAUAAUCGCAGUUUCCAGAUAUGUAGCAGGUAUUUAUGUCUACAAAGAUUUGUACUCUAAGUUCAGCAUUAUCGCAUCACUGUCUAAUUUGAUAUCUAAAGUAAAAUAUAACCACAUCAGUUCAAUUAACGCUGUAUCUGCAACUUCAAACGAUGGAGUAUCUGAAAUUAAGAAGCUCAUUGAAUCGGACAAUAACGGUUUCGAUGACAACGCUGUUGGUGAUAGUGUGAGGGGAAGCGUUAUUAAUAUCGUUGACAAUGUGGAUAAGAGGCCACGAAGGUCUGUUCUGAGGAAGCUUAGGAGAUCAUUGCCAGCAGUAAGGGAGAGUAAAGAUAAGGAGGGCGAGUUGAAAUACGUGCCAGAGUCGACGGAUAUUAUAAGUGUGCAGUCGUUAUCGCAGUACUUUAGUAACUUUUACUCAACAUAUUUUAAUGGAGAGCAUCCAGCACUGAGAAGGCUGAAUAACAGAAGGUCGAUGAAGCAGCAACUUGAAAAGAAUAAAAGGGGACCGGAGUUUGAAUUCAGUAAGUGCCUGUCCAACGUAUACUACGAAAGGAAACAUGACGGGAACGUUAACUCCUCGAUUAGAAGAAUCAAGUAUAAAAUGAAGUACUCGGGAUCGAGGAUAGUUCAGCCAUCAACUUUCUACAUAAAUCAAGUUAAAAUAUUGAAACGAUGUUUCCUAUCACCAUAUGUUAAGUUUAAUGCUGAUAAUAAGGGUUGGGAACUGAAUAAAGGGCUUGAGAGUGUAGUUAGUAAAUUGGUGUCUGGUGAAUCGUUGGUUGGAAAUAAUAGUUUAAUGUAUGUGGACAAUAAAGUGUUACUAAAACCAUAUCAUCAAAAAUACAGAUUUAAACACAAGACGAUGAAGGAAUUUGGGAAGAUAAUGGGUUUGAGUAACAAGGUUGACGGAAUAAUUAGGUAUUUUACGGACAAUAAUCUGUGGAGCUACACACACAAGGAAAACAGCAUUGUUACAAGUCAACCGUGUGUAGUGGACUAUAUAGCAAGUGUUAUUAGCUCGUUUUCUAGACUUAAUUAUAUGCCCUUUUCCCUGUAUAAGUCGGUAUUAGAAGUGCCUAUUCCAAGAUUGGUUGAAGUAGUUAGAAGCGACUAUAGAAGGGAAGGUUCAAAUGUUAAUGUAUCGCGGUUUUUGAAUUCAGUUACUAAAAUAGUUGACUCGAUGAGAGUGACGAUGAUGCGUGAUAGGUCUGGAACGAUUGUAUCUAGAUUAGAGGAACUGCUCUGUUCGGAGGGGUUCGUUUCACUUAUUGCUGAAUAUUAUGCUAAGGAAGAGUGUGUAGAAUAUAGACUAUGUUGUAAGCUUGUCGACCAUAUGUGUAGAAUUAGCUUCUGUAAGUAUUUGAAGGAUCCAGCUUUUAAGAACGGGAACACAUCAAACUCGUCUUCAAGUGCCAAUGACUUGCAUCAAACCACAAGGCUUGGAACCAUUAUAUCGACCCUUUGUAGACUAAUUUGUAUAAUAGAUGAAAAGGGGUUUCUUGAUAAGACUGAUUUUGAGGAAAAGUCGCUUGUGGAUAUAAUAAACAAUGUUGUCUAUGUGUCAUGGCUGAGUAAGUUGGUUCAGAGUAAAGAUGAGGGCUUUAAUGGAUCGAUAGAAGGCGUUUCAGGUGAAAUGUCGAGUAAAAUAUAUGGAAUUUUGCAAAAAUGUGUUUGGAAGAUCCUGGAAUCACUGGAAAGGAACGAGUGUGACACGCAUCUGGUACAAAAGUAUAUGGAUGCUUUAAAUAGAUAUAAAGAGUUAAUAAAGUAUGAUGAGGAGAAGAUAUCAGUGGUUUGUGAGGAGAAUGGGAGCAGAUAUCUGAGAUCUGGCGAAGAAUCCGCGUCGAGUGUCGAAGACUAUUACACAAGGAUUAUGAAUAAGUAUAAGCUCAAUAGCGGCAUGAUAAGAAGUGAGAAUCAGCUUCUUUACGAUAUAAAAAAUAGGUUAAUGCCUAAAUUUGUUCCUACUGUGAUUUUUAAUCGUAAUUUACUCUUUUCUUCAUAUACAUAUUUAUCAAGCAUGAGUUACAUAUCUUCCUCCAGUGUCGUGGUCAAUAGCGCCUAUAACUCGUCCUCUCACUCACAGGCGGGACGGAACGCGAGUUCGGACCAAAAGUUGGUAACAAUCACGCACAAAGGCAAGGAGGCGCCCAUCAGAUACGUCGUCCACGAAAUAAUUAGGAUUUUGGCAAAGCACAGGAGGCCGUUGCACACGCUCGAGCUCGAGAAGGCGCUCCGCAACAUUGGAUUUGACGGAGUGAACAUAUCCACGAACAAGGAGCUCUUUGAGCUCCUGGAGAACAACAAGAUGAUCGACUUCAACACGACCACGAAGAGGCUGCUGUACAAGAACAGGUUCGAGUCGGUGGUCAGCCAGGAGACGCUGCUGGCCUACGUCGUGAACAACGUGGGCUCCAGCGGGCUCAGAGUUAACCUGGAGCUGCUGACCAACAGCGCCUCGAUGGUCACGUGGAUCAACGAGCUGCUGAAACAUCGCAAAAUCCGCGCAAUUCGCUCGAACCUGUCGCACGCCAAGGGCAAGAAGAAGUGCAGGUACGCCGGCACGCAGAACCAGUGCAGCCUCUACAGCUCCUCGAAGUGCCAGGAGUGCUACAACAACGUCGACGGCCUCGUGCUCUUCCCCCUGGGCAAGGAGCACUUCGAGCAGGAGCGCUACAAGCUGGACCACGACAUAAAGUCGCUCUGGGACUCGGUAACCGUUCCGCCUAACGAGGACCUGCUUCGUGACUACAACAUCAGUCAGGCCGUGAUCAACUUUCAGCCGACUCAGCCUGAGAAGCGGAAGAAGAAGGAAUCCAAGGGGUACGGUCUCAAGAUAUUGUUGCUGUUAUUAUAG